CCCGUUACCAAGGCGCUCGUCAUCGUCAUCAGAUCAUCGUCACCAUCAGCCAGGCACCCAGUAGCUCCUGACGGGCUUCUCUUUUUCUUCCUCCUCUUCUACAAUGUGGGCCGACACCCUCUUCAUCGUGUUCAUCUCCAUCUGCACGGCGCUCUUCGGCGAGGGUCUAACCUGGCUGCUCGUGUAUCGCACAGAAAAGUAUCAAAAGCUAAAGGCAGAAGUGGAGCGACAAUGCAAGCGAUUGGAGAAAAAGAAGGAAGCGCAUGGAGACAGCAUAGAUCGACAGCAAAAACGAAAAAUAGAGAGGGAAGAAGAGCGACUCAAGAACAGCAAUAGGGAUUUGUCCCUGGUCAAAAUGAAGAGUAUGUUUGCUAUUGGUUUUGCCUUCACUGCACUGCUAUCCAUGUUCAACUCCAUCUUUGAUGGGCGGGUGGUGGCCAAGUUGCCCUUCAUCCCUAUCUCAUGGCUGCAGGGCCUCAGUCACCGCAAUCUGCUUGGGGAUGACUACACAGAUUGUUCAUUCAUCUUCCUCUACAUCCUGUGUACCAUGAGCAUCAGACAGAAUAUUCAGAAAUUGUUGGGCUUUGCACCGUCCAGAGCAGCCAACAAACACAGCACCAAUCUGUUUGGGCCUCAGCCCCAGCAGCUGAGUGGCUACAAGUAGAGGGAGUCUCGCACUCACUCUGAUGUAAAAGUGGAGAAUGUUGUGACAAUAAAUUAAGGUGAUUGA
Messenger RNA from Eriocheir sinensis (Chinese mitten crab), 730 nucleotides. Its product is annotated as calcium load-activated calcium channel-like. Gene Ontology annotation, biological process: endoplasmic reticulum calcium ion homeostasis. Gene Ontology annotation, cellular component: endoplasmic reticulum membrane; endoplasmic reticulum; cytoplasm. NCBI's taxonomy places the organism in Eukaryota, Metazoa, Arthropoda, Malacostraca, Decapoda, Varunidae. The record is from RefSeq and is a predicted model, not a curated record. Gene Ontology annotation, molecular function: calcium channel activity. The transcript has 5 exons. Bases 104 to 664 code for a protein of 186 amino acids.